GGACACUUGAAGACAUUAUUGUCUAACAAUUCAGACGAUUCGAAUCCGGUCCCGAAGCAAGAAGCCAAAUCUCCGUGGCGAGUCAUGAAGCUGCUUGCUGUCUUCGCCCUCUUCUGCGUGUUGGCGUACGCCUCGGCCGACCCAAUACCUGCCUUUUACGAUGAACCGACUGACGAACUGAAUCCUUUCGAAGAAUCAGCGUCCGACGAAAUGUUGACGAAUGAUAUGCCGACAAUGAUCCGACAGCGUCGAGUAACCUGCGGUCUGUUCUGGAACGGCAAGGAUUUCAGCUUCAAUCAUAGAAUCUGUGCGUUGAAAUGUCUGGCGCAACGUCGUCGGGACGGGUAUUGCCAUGGCGGUAUCUGUAUCUGCCUUUAGACUCGUCGUCGACUUCUCGAUACGUCUCUUCGGCCAACCUGAUCGCAUAUAUCGAAUCCACGCGCCCUCACCGUUCGUUUCGUUAUUGACUACGCGAUCAUAUAUGCCACCGUAUCGUUCUCAGGAUUAAUCAUUGUGAUCAAUUGUUGACAAUGCGCUCGGAACGGCUGUUUGUUCUUCUUGCUAUUCUUUACCUUCGCUCACUCUCUCGCAGCGUGCGUGUUAUGUAUACGCGCGGUCUGUGUGAAUUUUCGCAAAAACCCGAUAUUACUUUUCCGUCAGUGGAAAUUGUUUGAUCGGUUUUGCCGCACCGCAUGUCAUUUAAAUAAUAGCUGCCGUCGCUGCUGCGGCAACGGGCUUUUUACGCGGAUGUGAUGUGACGAAAAUUGAUAUUUAAAGGCGGUUAUUAACGGGAGUAAUUAGUCGAUUGUUUAUCUUAAUGGAACGAGUGCCAAUCUCGGGUCAACAUCGAUUACGGCGAGUGUAUAAAAGAAAAAGGAAAAUGAAAAUUCGCGAUUAAGGUCUGCAUUAAUGCCCAAAAUCCUGUGAUAAUAAUUGAAAUUUGCCUCAAAUGAGAUACUCAGAUUUGAAUUUGGAGUUACAUGUAAGCUUGUCAGAUGAAUCACAAUUUACAAAUAUAAUGUUACUUGUGUCACAUGUGAUUCAACUGAAAAACUUAGAGACCCAGCUCUAAAGUAUAAUCUGAAUAUCUCACGUGAGAAGUUCCAAGUGAUGACUAUUAAUACGAGCCUAAGACCGAGCGUAGUCCCGCGGAAAGAUCUCGAUGCGUACAUGUCACAUACUAAUACCUAUAAUAGCACUUAAUACCUAUAAUAGCAUGUAACGUUUAUAUAUAUAGCACUCUCCGAGUAAUAUCAAUUAAUCAUUAUUGUUGUUCUCGUAUUCGUAUUUACAUACACCUACUUAUAUAUACCUUUAUGUAUACCUUUUUAUUUUAUAUAUACCUUUUAUACUUUUUAUACAUUUGCUUGUACCAUUAAAUAUAAUAUUCAU
Molecule: messenger RNA, 1392 nt
Organism: Odontomachus brunneus
Lineage: Eukaryota; Metazoa; Arthropoda; Insecta; Hymenoptera; Formicidae
Gene: Def2
Product: defensin-2-like
Exons: 2
Coding region: 85-378 (97 amino acids)
Biological process (GO): defense response to bacterium; humoral immune response
Source: RefSeq, a predicted model, not a curated record